Lacerta agilis (Sand lizard) is the source of this 1911-nucleotide messenger RNA. RefSeq names its product zinc finger protein 622 (gene ZNF622). The transcript is spliced from 7 exons. Gene Ontology annotation, biological process: ribosomal large subunit biogenesis. Gene Ontology annotation, cellular component: preribosome, large subunit precursor. The record is from RefSeq and is a predicted model, not a curated record. Gene Ontology annotation, molecular function: zinc ion binding; nucleic acid binding. The coding region runs from base 278 to 1723 and encodes 481 amino acids. Lineage: Eukaryota; Metazoa; Chordata; Lepidosauria; Squamata; Lacertidae.
CUGCGAGCGAGAAGGAAAAGCUUAGACGCUGAAUCGUGGCUGCGAGGCCGGGAAAAGGGAAGGGAAACGUUGCGUCUUUGGAACCGACAGUGAUCAAAGUUCGGUGGAAUCUUCGCCGCUCCAACGUUCUCUUUUCCACUCUCAACGUUCCAUCGCGCUGCCUUCUUUCACCAGCGUUCCGUGUCGUCGUUCAGGAUUCGAGUCGCUGAUAUCUCCCCCCCCCCUAAUAAAAACAACUCCUUUUGCUUCCGAGGCGGCCUUUUUCAGCCGUUGGAUUAUGAGCAGCAGCGAGGCGCCCGACUGUGCGGCGACGUCAGCCGUGGCGUCCUACACUUGCAUCACUUGCCGCGUGGCUUUCAAGGAUGCUGAUGUCCAGCGUGCCCACUACAAGACCGACUGGCACAGGUACAACCUGAAACGGAAAGUCGCCGAGAUGCCGCCUGUCACUGCCGAGAACUUCCAGGAGAGGGUUCUGGCGCAGAGAGCCGGGCUGGAGGAGCAGAGCAAGGCCACUGCUACCUACUGCACGGCUUGCAGCAAGAGGUUCUCCAACUUCAACGCUUACGAGAACCACCUGAAGUCCAAGAAGCACCUGGACCUCGAGAAGAAAGCCGUCCAAGCGGUCAGCAAGAAGGUCGAACUCCUGAACGAGAAGAACUUGGAGAAAGGCCUCGCUCAAGAGAACGUCGACAAAGAUGCCAUGAAUGCUGCCAUCCAGCAAGCCAUCAGAGCCCAGCCCUCCUUGUCUCCAAAGAAGGCUCCCUUCCUGCCUGGCGGCGCUGGGUCUUCGGUUGCUGUGGAAAGUAGCAGAGAGCGUGCAGAAAAAGCUCCUCGGCUGCAGUGGUUUGAAGAACAGGCCAAGAAGCUGGCAAGAGAGCAGUCAGAGGAAGAAGAGGAGGCCGACGAUAUGGAAGAAGGUUGGGAGGAUGUAGACUCAGAUGAAGAUCUGGAGGUCGAAGAAGGACCGAUGGAAGGAAUCCCAGAUGAAGCCGAAGAGAGUGCAUCUGGGAAGGAUCACCCCAGCUCAGACGCGAUCCCAGUAACCGACUGCUUAUUCUGUUCCCACCAUUCAAGCUGUCUCAUGAAGAAUGUGUCCCACAUGACAAAAGUUCACAGUUUCUUUAUUCCAGAUAUAGAAUAUCUUGUGGAUUUCAGAGGUCUGAUUAAGUACUUGGGAGAGAAGGUUGGCCUUGGGAAGAUCUGCCUGUGGUGCAAUGAGAAGGGGAAAUCCUUCUAUACGACGGAAGCUGUGCAGGCCCAUAUGAACGACAAAAGCCACUGCAAGCUCUUCACGGAAGGAGAUGCUGCUCUGGAGUUUGCAGACUUCUAUGACUUCAGGAGCACUUACCCUGACUAUCAGGAAGGAGAUGGUGCAGAGAUGUCUGAAGAACUGCCACCGGAGAAGAAUUUGGAUUAUGACGAUGAUUCAAUGGAGCUGAUUUUACCCUCAGGUGCCCGGAUCGGUCACCGUUCAUUGAUGAGAUACUAUAAGCAGCGGUUUGGUUCUUCAAGAGCUGUGGCUGUUUCUAAAAAUAAACAUGCUGUGGGCAGAGUAUUGCAGCAAUAUAAAGCUCUAGGAUGGACAGGCGGCACAGGAGCAGCACUGGUUCGUGAGCGUGACAUGCAGUACCUUCAGAGGAUGAAGGCAAAGUGGAUGCUGAAGACCAGCAUGCAGAAUAACGCUACAAAGCAAAUGCACUUCCGUGCGCAAGUCAGGUUCUGAGAGUGCCCAGCGAUAAGCGGGACUAGCCUGAGCUUGCCUCGUUCUUUCUGCAAUACUGUGGAAGGAAGAUCCAGUCGCGGAGAAGUGUCGUAUUGCAUGCUGCUAUUUCAGCAUGUUUCCCAAGGAGAUCUCAGCCCCGGUGUAACUGGCUGUCAGACUUCAAAUCAAUAAAGCCUAUGCAUAAGAAA